UCGCUUCUGCUUUUUUUCUUGUCACCACUUGAAGGGUACUUCUGCUGUGAUGGGAAGGCAAAAGGACAUUCUUGCUACUAUUGAGGAGCAUCUGAGGAUCAGAAACAAAUUAGUGCGGCAAGCGCUGGCUGAAUGCCUGGGGACUCUGAUCCUGGUGCUGUUUGGCUGUGGCUCUGUUGCUCAGAUUGUGCUCAGCAGAGGGACUCAUGGUGGUUUCCUGACUGUCAACCUGGCCUUUGGCUUUGCUGUGACACUUGGCAUUUUGAUCGCGGGACAGGUAUCAGGUGGACACCUGAACCCAGCUGUUACUUUUGCCAUGUGCUUCUUGGCCCGGGAGCCCUGGAUCAAGCUACCAAUUUAUGCUCUAGCACAGACCCUGGGGGCUUUCCUUGGAGCUGGCAUAGUCUUUGGGCUGUACUAUGAUGCGAUCUGGGCUUUCGGCAGUAACCACCUGUAUGUAACAGGACAGAAUGGCACUGCUGGUAUCUUUGCCACCUACCCUUCUCAGCAUCUGAACAUUGUGAACGGAUUCUUUGACCAGUUCAUUGGCACUGCCUCCCUGAUUGUUUGUGUCUUGGCUAUUGUUGAUCCCUACAACAACCCUGUCCCCACUGGGCUGGAGGCUUUCACAGUUGGCUUCGUUGUCCUUGUUAUUGGAACAUCCAUGGGCUUCAACUCUGGCUAUGCUGUCAACCCUGCCAGAGACUUUGGGCCUCGUCUCUUCACAGCCAUUGCUGGCUGGGGCACUGAAGUGUUCUGGACUGGUAAGCAGUGGUGGUGGGUUCCAGUUGUUGCUCCUUUCCUUGGGGCCAUUGCGGGAGUGAUAGUCUAUCAGCUCAUGAUUGGAUGUCAUGAUGAGCCUUCUCCACCUGCCUCUGAGCAAGAAACAGUCAAGCUGGCUAAUGUGAAACAUAAGGAAAGAGUCUGAGGAAGCUGCCACACAGAUCUGGCAGACUUUCAUUACUCAGGACUGCAGAUGGCAAAGAGGAGGGAGGAGUUAAGAAGAGCUUCAAGAACAACAGGAAAAGUUGGUUUUCCUGUCCUGGUAUAUUCUAGCCUUUUGUUUUGGGGGGGCUGUGUGUGUGUGUGUGCAUAUCCCUGAUGUAUUUGCUUUAGGUAUUUUCUUGUGACUCUUUCCUCAGAUGCACUAUCAUGUAAUCAUUCCCUGGUCAAAGGGUGUUGAGGACAGUAGGAGUCAGGGGAGAAGUGGGCAUUGCUGUCCAACACAGGCCAAUUUUUCAGGAAUCUAGAGCUUUUUUUGGGCUGUGUUUCUGGUCUUGUCUGUGAACUUGGCCAACUGCUUCCCUCCAAACACCUGCAGAUUUAAUUAUUUUUUUUUUAAAAUUUUUGCUGGCAUGGAAUGGAAACUACUACUUCCUGGAAAAAGAAAUUGCCUGUAAUUCUACUGUAAAUCAAAUGCAUACUUGGUGUUUCUCUAAAGUCAGUAACUUGGCACCACGAAUGCACUUGUUUAAAGUAUUUUUUUAUUGGCCAAACUUUAACUCCUGUGAAUUCCUAGAACAUUGUAUCAAUCAGCGAUCCAUAAUAUCAGAGUAGAGAGUGAUAAUGCAAUACAUCUUAAUUUAAUAGCAAGAUAAAGAUGUUUACAAACCACUGCUCCCCAGUGUCCUAGUAAUUCUUAAUAUUGCCAGGUCUGAGAAUAUAAUUCUUCUUCUAGCCAGGGGCUAAACUGGAAAGAAAGCUUGGCCUCUCUGUGGUAUCCCUUCUAAUUAAUCAGCUUUGUGCAUAGACUACAAGAAGUUAAUGGCCAAGUUUUCCUGGAAACGUGGUAUUGCUAAAGUUGUGUGCGUUCGUGUAAAUUUCACAAUAGUGGUCUCUUUUUUUUUU
This is a messenger RNA of Indicator indicator, 1848 nucleotides long. RefSeq names its product aquaporin-3-like. Bases 50 to 928 code for a protein of 292 amino acids. Gene Ontology annotation, biological process: water transport; glycerol transmembrane transport. The transcript is spliced from 6 exons. Gene Ontology annotation, molecular function: water channel activity; glycerol channel activity; urea transmembrane transporter activity. Gene Ontology annotation, cellular component: basolateral plasma membrane; plasma membrane. The record is from RefSeq and is a predicted model, not a curated record. Lineage: Eukaryota; Metazoa; Chordata; Aves; Piciformes; Indicatoridae.